AUGUGCCACAUGAAUGAGCCCCUUCGGAUUCCACACGAGUAUUAUCAGGAAGGCAACUUCAUCAUUGGAGGGAUUGCUUCUUACUUUCUAAUGUUAUACCGCAUUAUAGACUUCAAGCAACAUCCUAAUCCAUGGGCAAUUCAGCUAAGCGUGCCAAAACCUGGAGAAAAUCUGUGUGCCCUCUCCUUGGUCUAUUCUGUAAAAGAGAUCAAUAAGAACCUCAAGAUUUUACCCAACAUCACCUUGGGGUUCCACAUUUAUCAUAGCUAUUUUGAUGAAAGGAUAAUUUAUAAGAGCAUCCUGAGUCUUACUGCUGCCCAGGAUAGGCCUGUCCCCAACUACAAAUGUGACACCACGAUGGAUCUAGUAGCUGUCGUUGGAGGGCCAGACUCAGAAACAUCACUCUCAAUGACCAACGUCUUAUCCAUUUAUAAAGUUCCACAGGUUGCUUAUUCUUUAUUUACUUUGGAGAAACAAGAGAAAGUCCAGCUCCAUUCCUUCUACCAGAUGGUUCCCAAUGAAAGACAUCAGUACAAUGCAAUCGCCCAGUUACUUCUGCAUUUUUGGUGGAAGUGGGUUGGGAUCAUUGCACCAGAUGAUGAUAAAGGAGAGCGCUUCAUACAGGUGCUGGUACCAAUGCUGUCCCAGAGUGGCAUCUGCGUUGCCUUUACAGAAAGAAUAGUCACCGUGAAUUUUUCCAUACAAGACCCCAAUUUUAUAGGACACUUUCGGAACAUGUCCUUUUUUUUAAACAAAUCACAAGCCAACGUGCUUAUCCUGUAUGUAAACAUUCAUACCACAGUUCCUUUGGGAAUAUGGCUACAAAUGUCAGAAAGUGCAAAGACACCUAUCGGUAGCACCCAGAAUGAUACCAUCCUUCACCAUUCUAUAAACGUUUCAUUUCUUUCAAUACAGCUUCACCAUUUUCUGAGGGGCCUGUCAUUUAACAAUAGUGUUGGAGAAGAAGUGUCUUUGGAUGAGAAUGGUGAAAUAAGAACUGGAUUUGAUAUUGCAAACUGGGUCCUGUUCCCAAACAAUUCCUUCUUAAGAGUGAAAGUCGGAUGGACUGAUCCACAAGCUUCAUCAGGCAAAGAGUUCACCAUUAAUGAAGACAAUAUCACAUGGCACAGCACAUUUAACCAGGUGCCACCUUCUUCCUUGUGUAAUGAGAAAUGCCUUCCAGGUUUCAGGAGGACAAAGCAGGAUGGGAAGCUAUUUUGUUGCUAUGACUGUGUUCGGUGUCCAGAUGGAAAGAUUUCUGACCAGAUGGACACGGACAAUUGUUUCCCAUGCCCUGAUGACCAGUAUGCAAACUGGGAUCAAGACAAAUGCCUUCCCAAAGUUUUAAACUUCCUUUCUUAUGAUGAAAAUUUGGGCAUCACCUUAGCUCUCCUGGCAUGUUCCUUUGCCCUUAUCACAGUUGUGGUUCUUGCAAUCUUCAUUAAGUACCAAAACACCCCUGUGGUCAAAGCUAACAAUCAGGAUCUCACUUACAUUCUCCUCAUUUCCCUAAUUUUCUGCUUCCUCUCCUCACUGUUAUACAUUGGUCGCCCUGGAAUCGUGACUUGUCUCCUCAGACAAAUGGCUUUUGGCAUCAUCUUCUCAGUGGCUAUUUCUUGUGUCUUGGCCAAAACCAUCAAUGUGGUUCUGGCUUUCAUGGCUACCAAGCCAGGAUCCAGAAUGAGAAUUUGGAUAGGCAAAAGACUCACAAACAUGGUUGUUCUUUCUGGCUCUUUUAUUCAAGUAGUUAUUUGUACCGUUUGGCUAUGUACUGCUCCUCCAUUCCCAGAUGUUGACAUGAAGUCUCUGGCUGAACAAACAGUGGUAGAGUGUAAUAAAGGGUCAGUUGCCAUGUUUUAUUCUGUUCUGGGAUAUACAGCAUUAAUGGCAAUAGCAAGCUUCAUUGUGGCUUUCUUUGCUAGGAAGUUGCCGGACACUUUUAAUGAAGCCAAAUUCAUCACUUUCAGCAUGUUGGUCUUUUGCAGUGUUUGGAUAUCAUUUGUUCCAACUUACCUGAGCAGCAAGGGAAAAUAUAUGGUGGCUGUGGAGAUCUUUUCGAUCUUGGCCUCCAGCGCUGGCUUACUUGCAUGCAUUUUUGCCCCUAAAUGUUAUAUAAUUGUCUUGAGGCCUCAGCUAAAUAGUCAAGGGCAGCUAGCCUGGAGAAGUAAGAGUACAAGAUCUGAUUAA
Euleptes europaea (tarantolino) is the source of this 2187-nucleotide messenger RNA. Its product is annotated as vomeronasal type-2 receptor 26-like. Gene Ontology annotation, cellular component: membrane. The coding region runs from base 1 to 2187 and encodes 728 amino acids. The transcript has 6 exons. The record is from RefSeq and is a predicted model, not a curated record. Gene Ontology annotation, biological process: G protein-coupled receptor signaling pathway. Gene Ontology annotation, molecular function: G protein-coupled receptor activity. NCBI's taxonomy places the organism in Eukaryota, Metazoa, Chordata, Lepidosauria, Squamata, Sphaerodactylidae.